AGCCUAGACCCAGUCGCAGCCAUUUUACUCCGCGAAAUAAACUUCAAUCUCACAGCUACAGGAAACAAAACAACACACACGCGACCAUUCCCCCGGGAUAAUGGAUAUCUCAUUGUGAACAGAACACAAUCCGGUUUCAAGUCUUCUCAAAUAGGUUUGACUCCAUGGCUUAGCUCGACUCCUGACAGAAACUCACCGGACGUCUCUUCCUCACGGUCCUCUGCCACUACAGGUAGCAGCGAGACACAGCCAAAGGGACGGUGACCCCCCACCGAGGCGACAUGGAGCUCCAGGCGUCUCAGCUGGCAGUCGAGGGGGACUUUGAGAUGUCCUGCCUGCUGCUGCCGAGCCCUCAGAGCGAGGCGGUGACCCACGAGAUGGAGGAGCUGUCGCUGCAGCCGCUGCCUCCGCUCAACGAACGCAAGAAUGUGCUGCAGUUGAGGCUUCAGCAGAGGCGGACCCGCGAGCAGCUGGUGGAUCAGGGCAUCAUGCCAUCUCUGAAGAGCCCAGCUGCUUUCCAUGGGCAGAUUCGCAGCUUGGAGAGAGCCAGGACGGAGAAUUUCCUCAAGCACAAGAUCCGCAGCCGUCCGGAGAGAGCAGAGCUGAUCAGGAUGCACAUCCUGCAAGAGACCGGAGCAGAACCAUCACUACAGGCCACCCAGAUGAGGCUGAAAAGAGCCCGGCUUGCCGACAACUUAAACGAAAUGAUCUCCCAGAGACCCGGCCCCAUGGAGCUGGUGGAGAAAAACAUCCUGCCCGUGGAUUCCAGCGUUAAACAGGCAAUAAUCGUAGGCCAGGUGAAUUACCCCAAAGUGUUGGAGGAGGACAGCAGUGAGGCUCUGUCCCCGGAGCAGCCGGCCAGCCAGGAGUCCCAGGCCUCAGUCCCGUCUCCUGCAGAGAGCCGAGUGCCAGAGACCCCCCCUCCAGCCCCAGCAGCACCUCCUCUUCCUCCAGCCCCAGCAGCACCUCCUCUUCCUCCAGCCCCAGCAGCACCUCCUCUUCCUCCAGCUCCUCCACCCAUGCCCAACACCAUGCUGCAGUCCUUCCCUAAUACAACAAAAGCAACCACAGACUUUAUGAAGCUGGUCUCUGCCAUAGAGACUCGUCCUGCUGUCACUCAGCCGCCCGCUCCUCACAAACCAGCACCCACCCUGGUGAAGCAAAGCCAGCAGAAGUCUCCCUCGGAGAAGAGUCGCAGUAAGAAGAACAAAGACCCCAAGUCCAGGGUGAAGAAGCUGAAGUACCACCAGUACGUUCCUCCGGACCAGAAGCUGGAGGCCAGCGAGGAUCUCAUGGACUCUUCCUACGCCCGACUGCUGCAGCAACAGCAGCUCUUCCUCCAGCUGCAGAUCAUCAGCCAGCAGCAGCAGCACUACAACUACCAGACCAUCCUGCCCGCGCCACUCAAGCCUGUGGCAGAGGGUCAGAGCUCCAUCAUGUUGUCUCUAGCUCCUCCAUCUUCCUCCGACGCACCGUCUGCUCUCCGUCCAAACAACUCGCUCUCCAACCGCAAGCCGGGAGUCCUGCCUGCCAACCUGGAGGAGAUGAAGGUGGCUGAGUUGAAACUGGAGCUGAAGCUGCGCGGCCUCCCUGUGUCGGGAACCAAAACUGAUCUGAUCGAGCGGCUGAAGCCUUUCCAGGAGAACCACAACACCUCCGCUCCGAGCAACAACUCUAUCUCCACCACCAACAUGCAGAUGGAGGUCAAAACCAGUGUCCUUUCUCCACAUGAGAACAUGAACCCAACAUCGCCACUCUCACCAAUCCCCUCCGAGCGCUCCACCCAGGACGGAGGAAAACCUGAGACUCCGUCAUUUGAAACGCACAUGGUGACCUCCAACUGGACCCCCACCUUCCAGUCUUUCCAAAUCCCCCAGGAGAAGGACAGGCGGCUGCACGAGAAGGAGCAGCAGAUCGUGGAGCUGAUGAAGAAGCUGGAGCAGGAGCAGAAGCUGGUGGAGGAGCUGAAGAUGCAGCUGGAGGUGGAGAAGAGAGGCUGCUCAGCUGACUCUCCCACCGUCACCUCUCUACCUGCCGUGAAUCUCCUGAACUCUAACGUGGUCAAAAUGGAAGGAGCACUGCUAUCAAACUGUGCAUCCACCACUGCUACCAUCCCUAAUCAGAUCCUGGGCUCCACCUCUCUCUCUCCUCGGCCCACCGUGGUGAAGUUGGAGGAUCUGACUGUUUCCUCUGGGAAGCCGAUCCAGAUUCAGACCCAGACGCAGCUCAUCUCUCAGAUCCAGCCUCAGAUCACCAGCAGGAGUCCCAAACUGCAGACCCAGCAGUUCUUCAUCAGCCACCAGGGCAGGGUGGUGCCUCAGACGCUGCUGACCUCCACCGGACAGGCGGGGACUCAGAUCCUCCUCCCAGUGUCGCUGCCUAGCAACGCAACUGCCAUCCAGCUGCCUAGCAACACCGUCAGCCUGCAGCCUGUUCUGCAGACCACAGCCCAGAAUCCAGGCCUGGUGCACGCCUCGGGUCCUCAGCUGCAAACCACUAAGAUGGAUGCGUCACCGAGGCAACAGUUAACCAACAACAACAACUCCCUGCUGCAGACUCUGACGAUGUGCAACAACUCUUCUGGUUUGGAGAACCAGGCGAGGCCGGAUCUGAGUCCCCAGAGUUUCCUGAGAAGCUCGCCCGACAACAGAGUCUCUCCACGGGCUUCCCCCAACAGCCACACCUCCAACGGACCCCUCAGCAAGUCUCCUUCCCCCCAGCCGACCUUCAUCCUUCAGCACAACUCUCUGGUUACUCAGCCUCCCAAAACAAAAGAGCCCCCCCGCUACGAGGACGCCAUCAAACAGAGCCGCAACAUUCAUUUCAACAACAUCUCACAGGUUCCCACAGCAACCAGCCAGCAAAUGGAUGACCUGUUUGACAUCCUGAUAGAGAGCGGCGAGAUCACCCCCUUCACGCAGCAGGACCCUCAGGUGUCUCUCUCUAAAACCCUCCCGGUCACCGCCAACAUCUUCACGCUCCCCGUCAGCACGGCCGUCUGCAGACCCCCCCCCCCAGGUGCAGGUGGCCCCCCCCGCCUGUCCAGAGCCCCCCCCCCCCUCUGCCCCAGCCUCUCCUCUCUGGCCACAGACCACCAGCUGGAGGCCUUCCUGGAGAAAACUCUGGCUGAGACGUCACCGGCGUCUGACCCGAGGACCAGAGGCCUGAUGGAGGAGCUGCAGGCCCAGCUGAUGGAGCAGCAGGCCUUCUCCCCCAUGGACACUUCAGACCUCUCCUUCUGUGACUCCUCCUCCCCCUCCUCGCUCCACUUGGCCCUCUCUGAUGCGGGCCUGGACAACAUGGAGUGGCUGGACCUCACCCACAUAACUCCUGGGUCUGCCGGGGCGCUCACUCCUCUGGGGAUCCCCUCGGACUUCCUGGACCCUCAAGACCUGCAGCUGCACUGGGAGUAACGGGGGAGAAAAGGGAGGGGGCAACAGCUGAGCCGGGAGAUAAAAGCUGGAUGGACGAAAAGAGGCGGUAAAAGAUUGAGAUUCCAGGUUUUAGACAAGAAGGGACAACAUGGCGUUCCCGUGCCAUUCCACUUUCACCACUACAUCCAUAAUACUACUACUAAUAAGACUUCCUGGACCCUCAAGACCUGCAGCUGCACUGGGAGUGACGGGGGUGAGGAAGACAAGGGUGAGGAAGACAGGGGAGAGGAAGACAGGGAGGUAACAGCUGAGCCAGGAGAUAAAAGCUGGAUGGACGAAAAGAGGCGUAAAAAGGUUGAGAUUCCAGAUUUUAGACAAGAAGGGACAACAUGGCGUUCCCGUGCCAUUCCACUUUCACCACUACAUCCAUUCAUACACGUGUAAUAUUCCCACUAUCCUGCAGUAUGAGCUGCUGAACAGGCACUGGGAGUAACGGGGGAGAGGAAGACAGAGGUAACACCUGAGCCAGGAGAUAAAGCUGGAUGGACGAAGAGAGGAAGAUAUGUUCAGCAGCUCAUACUGCAGGAAGAAUAGCCAAAUGCAAAUGCUAGUGCUAGUGCUAAUGGGGAUCCUAAUAAAGAACAAGAACAAACAGCCGGUAACAGGUUGAGAUUCCAGAUUUUCGACGAGAAGGGACAACAUGGCGUUCUCGUGACAUUCCACUUUCACCACUACAUCCAUAAUAUUCCCACUAUCCUGCAGGAUGAGCUGCUGGACAGGCACUGGUUGAAAACUAGCAGCAGUUUGCACAAAAAGGGUCUAAAUUACGACAUCACUGAAGUAACCAUAAGACUUUUAGUGUCUGAUGAGACGAGGAGGCGGAGCCAAAUGAUCACUGGUAGCAUGGACUGUAAAUACUCUUUAAACCACACUAAUACAACUUAAAGGAUAUUAUCGUUUUGCUCUACUGGAGGUUUGGCUGGUUGGCUUUCAGUGUGACACUUCAGUUGACUGGAGGUGAGAGUGGUGUUUCCACUGAAGCUAGGUUAUAAAGCCUGUGAUUACAACCCAGUAAAAGUGUUGCUCUACGCGACGUCUGGCAGAUUAAACCUUUAUACAAAUAUUGGAAGGAGCUCAUAUAGGCCUGCCACGAUAACUACUUCUGUUGGAUGAUUUUACUCUCCAGGAAAUAAUUGAAGUAAACAAUAUUUCUGUUAUUUUAAGACCAUGUUAUGCCAUAAGGUGUAAUGACGACAGGGUUUCCCCACACAUAGACUUUACUUGAGCGGGCCGCCCGGGUAUAUUAACGUCCGCCAAAGUAUAUUUCGCGACCCAUUUAGGUUUAAUCUUUUUGUAUCCAUCCGCGAGCACGACGCCAUCUGCGAUCGAUUAACUACCCCUGCUGUACCUGUUCGCUCUGCUAUCGCGUGAAGGGUCUGCUUUAUGCGCUAACUCCGCUGCGAGGCUCCGGCGAACAGUUCACCCCCCCCCCCCUUUCUCGGCUACCACCGCAAGUAUAUUUCAGAUUUGUGGGAAACACUGGACGAUAUAAUAAUAAUAAUAAUAAUAAUAAUGAAACAAAAAUGAUUAAGGCCAUGUCAAUAUAUUGUACUACAGGUCAACAACAUACAAAUAAUCCAAAGUCACGUGCAUAUUUCUUAUGAUGUAUGGAUAACGUCAAAAUCAUGCUCAUCAGUUAAAAUGAUAACUUGGAAAAUAAUCUAAAUAAUGUCUACAUUUGUGACCUGCUCUAUCGAAAAAUCAGUCGCUUUGACCCGAAGACACAUUUUGAAUUGUAUACACUGUUGGAAAGAAGAGAUUCCUAGCUUUCUAAUGAUAUCAGGAUUGUUUUAAUACUCCAAAUAUUAAGCGAAAUAUGUCACAUUAUAUAACGACUGUCACCGAGUCAUCAUUUUGAGAAAAAGGCCUUCAAAGUUUCC
Molecule: messenger RNA, 5314 nt
Organism: Gymnodraco acuticeps
Lineage: Eukaryota; Metazoa; Chordata; Actinopteri; Perciformes; Bathydraconidae
Gene: mrtfba
Product: myocardin related transcription factor Ba
Exons: 17
Coding region: 282-3413 (1043 amino acids)
Biological process (GO): smooth muscle cell differentiation
Source: RefSeq, a predicted model, not a curated record